Triticum urartu is the source of this 1077-nucleotide messenger RNA. The record is from RefSeq and is a predicted model, not a curated record. Lineage: Eukaryota; Viridiplantae; Streptophyta; Magnoliopsida; Poales; Poaceae.
CCACGUUUCGCCGUCAGCGCCAUUGCCUCGGCCGGGAGCGCCCUCUGGCUUAAACGGCACCUUCGCCCCCGCCCGCGGCUUAUAAUACUCCUCCUCCUCCUCGUCUCCAUUCAGUCCCUUCCUGCUUCUCUCUCUCAGGCCACCGCCACCCGCUGUCCUCUCUCCCGUAGUUGGUUCGUUCACACUCGCCCCGCUCCUCCGUGUCCAUCUCCUCCCUCUCGGCGACAUGGCGAAGGUCGCUGCCAUGGCCAUGGAGAAGGUGGACGCCAAGGACGCCAAGGACCGGGAGAAGAUCGAGGCCGUCCGCAAGGUGAUGCGCAAGCAGGCGCCGCUCUCCCCCAAGCAGGCGGAGUACUGCAACGACGCGUGCGUGGAGCGGUUCCUCCGGGCCAAGGGCGACAACGUGAAGAAGGCGGCCAAGACCCUGCGCGCCGUCCUCUCCUGGAGGGACACCAUCGGAGCAGAUCACAUCAUGGCCGACGAGUUCUCCGGCGAGCUGUCCGACGGCAUGGCCUACGUCGCCGGGCACGACGACGAGAACCGCCCCGUCCUGAUGUUCAAAAUCAAGCAGGAUGACUACCCCAAGUACCAGCCCCAGAAAUCGUUCGUGCGGUUCCUGGUGUUCACGCUGGAGGUGGCGGUGGCGUCCAUGAACCGCUUCGUGGACCAGUUCGUGCUCCUCUUCGACGCAAGUAAGCAAUCUCCGUCUCCGUUGGAUCGAUCGGAAGGCAGAUAGCGCGCAGUAGUGGUCGCAUCGCAAUCGCAAUCGCAAUCGCAUCCAUUUUGACAAUGCCCUGCGACGGACUGCAAGCGCAGCGCGCACUGACUUAGACGACUGGCACCAGUCGUCAGUACGCUCUGAUAGGCGCACAUGAAUCCCUGGCAGCUCCCAACAACGACAGACACCUUCCCAUGGACGGACGGACGGACGGACGCACGAACUGCACUGCGCCCGUAUCGUGCUGCGACCCUGCUCGCAUUGUCUCCCACGCACCUUCUUUUUAGGUUUUUCACUCGUUUGUCUUCCGUAUGCAUGCUACGUGGGUCAAGCGCGGGCGGGCGGGCGGGCGGCCCCCG